Molecule: messenger RNA, 2478 nt
Organism: Schistosoma mattheei
Lineage: Eukaryota; Metazoa; Platyhelminthes; Trematoda; Strigeidida; Schistosomatidae
Source: the annotation of a GenBank genome assembly
AUGAGUGACUGUUCAAAUUCAGACGAAUCGGCAAGCCCGUCUCCACCUAAAAAAAAGAAUAAAACUCAAAAGUACACGAAAAAGGAUCUUUACUAUGAUAAUGAUGAAGAUGAGGAUGAUGACGACGAGGAAGACGAAGAAGAGGAUGAUGUCGAUGAAGAUGAAGAACCUGCCUUAACCUCGAAAAAAAAGAGAAGAAUGAAUUUUGCAAUUAAGGAUAUGUUUCAUGAUGAAGCUUCGGUCGACGAAGACGAUGAAGAAGAAGAUGAAGAAUAUGACGACGAGGGGGAACUGAUUGGUCCGGAAGAUGAAGAAGCCCUGGACGCUGUACCUGCAGCUCGAGAAUUAGAUUCUCGCCGGAGAAUACAACCAAAUUAUGUCGAUCGUUUUGGUGAUGGUGAGGCUAUGGCUGAUAGUAUUGUUCAAAAGGAACGUCUUCCAGGUAUCAAAGAUCCUAACCUCUGGGCACUUCGAUGUAAAAUGGGUGAAGAAAAGGCUACUGUACUUGCACUGAUGCGUAAAUUUAUAGCCUAUCAAUUUUCUGACACUCCACUACAAAUUAAGUCAGCCUUUGCUAAGGAAGGUUUGAAGGGUUAUAUUUAUGUUGAGGCUUUCAAGCAAACUCAUGUUAAACAAGCCAUAGACGGUAUAACAGCUUUACGACUUUCAAUGUACAAGCAACAACUUGUUCCAAUUGAAGAAAUGACAGAAGUUGUACGUGUGGUGAAAGAAACUGGUCAACUUAAACCUGACCAGUGGGUUCGGAUUAAAUCUGGACUCUAUCGUGAUGAUUUAGCAUUGGUUGAAUAUGUAGAGGAUGCACAAAAUUUAGUUGGUCUUAAGUUAGUUCCUCGAAUUGAUUAUGAAAGAAAACGUAAUCGUGGCACAGAAACAGAUGAUAACAACAAGUUUAAACGUUUUAAGCGCCCAGCACCAGCACUAUUCAAUGCAUCAAAAUUAUCUGAUCGUGUACAACGUGAUGGAUCAUCAUUGGUUUUUGAGGGGAAUCGAUACGAUACUGAUGGAUUCUUGCAUAAACAAUUUCGUAUUAAUGCUGUUUUUACUGAAGGCAUUCGACCUACACUGGCUGAACUUGAAAGAUUUCAUCAUACUCCUGAUAGUCUACAAAUAGCUGCUGCCGCUGCUAAUGCUGCAGCUAAUUUAACUUCAACUGUUAAUGUUGAGAUUGCUUCAAAUCAUUGUUUCACUCCUGGGGAUGUUGUCGAAGUAUGUGAAGGUGAUCUUAAGAAUCUUCGUGGUAAAGUUGUCUCCAUUGAAGGCAAUAGCAGGAUUAUUGUUCAGCCGAAUCAUUCUGACUUACGAGAACCCAUACCGUUUACACCAGUGGAAUUAAGAAAGUUCUUCAACCAAGGUGAUCAUGUCAAGGUCCUCAGUGGUCGACAUGUUAAUGAAACUGGUUUAGUCAUACGUUUUGAUCCCAGUCUAGCUGUUGUUUUAUCCGAUCAUAGUAUGAAUGAAAUGAAAGUUGCACCGAAGGAUUUACGUUUAUGGCAAGAUCGUGCUACAACUGUUGAAUCAUCUGGGCAUGUACAAUUGAUGGAUUUAGUGCAAGUUGACCCGCAAACUGUCGGUGUUGUUGUUCAUGUUGAACGUGACCAAGUCUCUGUACUAACAUGUUUUGGUAAAGUUGUUAAUUUAAAAUCGAAUACAGCAUUGCGUCGAUUAAAUACUGUUCGUCGACCACCACAAGCAUUAGAUCAUAAUGGAAAUUCUAUACAAUUAAAGCAAACUGUUCGCUUAUUAGAAAAACCUCAUUGUGGAUUAAUUGGUGAAGUGAAACACUUGUAUCGUUCAUGGGCAUUCAUAUAUUGUCGUACACAUUUAGAAAAUGCUGGACUUGUUGUAGCUAAAACUCGUCAACUCUCUGCAUUAACCACUUCACAAGGAGGUAACGAACAAAGCAAUACAGAAAAUGGUAUUUCAAUGAAAACAAUUACACCUAUCAGUGGUGCAAGAAACUUUGGCGGUAAUAAUGAAGGUGGACGUGGAAAAGGUAGUCGUAACGAACGUCAGCUAGUUGGCAGGACAGCUUUGAUUGUUAAGGGUACAUUAAAAGGUCUAUUGGGUAUUAUAUGUGAUGCAACACCAACGCAUGUAGUACUGGAAUUACAUAGUCAAUUUAAAAAAGUACCUGUUGCACGUGAAAAUAUGGCUUUGUUAGACAGUGGUGGUCGUAUCAUGGAUACACAGUAUGGUGCUACUACACCUCGUAUUACACCAAUGCGUGAAAUGCGUACACCACAGUUGGCAUAUGGUGCUCAAACACCACAUGCAGCAAGUACAACUCCUCGUGGUGACAGUACCCCCUUACCGAGUGCAUUUAAUGCUGGUAUGGCUACACCAAAAAUUAGUCAUCUUGAUGAACCCAUGACUCCAAGUUCUAGCUUUCUGUGGACUUCAAGUGAUCUUCAUCGUAUGUCAAGUUCAAGUACCCAUUCAUUGUCUGAUACUGAAUAG